Prunus armeniaca (apricot) is the source of this 807-nucleotide messenger RNA. NCBI's taxonomy places the organism in Eukaryota, Viridiplantae, Streptophyta, Magnoliopsida, Rosales, Rosaceae. The record is from the annotation of a GenBank genome assembly.
AUGACAAUGAGCAACAACGUAAUUAAUGGGCAGUUUGGAGACACCACGCUGACCAAAGUGUUCGUCGGAGGGCUGGCUUGGGAGACUCCCAAGGAGGCCUUAAGAGAGCACUUUGACAAGUACGGUGAGAUCUUGGAGGCCGUCAUCAUCUCUGAUAAGCUCACCGGCAGAUCCAAGGGCUACGGUUUCGUCACAUUCAAGGAGGCUGAGGCUGCUAAGAAGGCUUGCGAGGACGCGACGCCCUUCAUCAACGGCCGCCGCGCCAACUGCAAUCUGGCUUCCCUCGGGGCUCGCCGCCCCAGGUCAGCUUCAACCACCACCCCUCCUCCUCCUCCUCCUCAACGAGGAUCAAACGGUGGUGGAGCAAGAUCCAUGUCACCUGCACCUGCACCUGCAAAUCACGUGCAGUGGUACUAUCCAGCACCAGCAGGUACUCCAGCAACCCCAUUCCAUCACCAGCAUCACCAGCCUGUUCCAUUCUAUGGGUACUCCCCAACCUACAUUGCUGCUGAUAUGGGUUAUAACCAUAAGCUAGGCUACACAGGUGGGGCCUACAUGAAUGGGCAUUACUCUCCUCAAGUGUACCCAGGCCAGCCUAUGGUGGGGCCAAACACAUUGAUGCCAAUGUACCCUCUUUACCACUACCACCAUCAAUCACAUACAAUGGGCUUACCUGCUCACAUCUUUCCACCAACCACAGCGGGACACGUGGCAGCAGUCCCAAGCAUCAUGUCCAAACCUGCGUCAAUCGCUCCCAACACAGGGACAGUUGGCACAGAGGAAGAGAGCUUUACAAAAGUUGGCUAA